This is a messenger RNA of Phytophthora sojae, 240 nucleotides long. RefSeq lists its product as hypothetical. Lineage: Eukaryota; Oomycota; Peronosporomycetes; Peronosporales; Peronosporaceae. The record is from RefSeq and is a predicted model, not a curated record. Gene Ontology annotation, molecular function: protein binding. The transcript has a single exon. The annotation marks the transcript as partial.
GGUGUCUACAACGUCGAGGCCGUGGUGAACAGUACGCCCACCAAGUCGACGCACCAAGUGCAGUUGGUGCAGAAUGGGAGUUGCAUCCAGACGAUUCAUUGCGGGAGCACGCGUGGACACUGCGUCUCCUCUGUGUUGCACUCGGUCGUGUCGAUCGCACAAAAUGACGAGUUGGCAGUCACGUGCGACUCCAGUCUGGGAGACACGUCCUACCUCUCUGCAGUUUUCAUGUGGGGCUAA